Messenger RNA from Erinaceus europaeus (western European hedgehog), 3972 nucleotides. It is a transcript of the gene GCH1, whose product is annotated as GTP cyclohydrolase 1. Gene Ontology annotation, cellular component: cytoplasm. NCBI's taxonomy places the organism in Eukaryota, Metazoa, Chordata, Mammalia, Eulipotyphla, Erinaceidae. Gene Ontology annotation, biological process: tetrahydrobiopterin biosynthetic process; tetrahydrofolate biosynthetic process. Gene Ontology annotation, molecular function: GTP cyclohydrolase I activity; zinc ion binding; GTP binding. The transcript has 6 exons. Bases 174 to 911 code for a protein of 245 amino acids. The record is from RefSeq and is a predicted model, not a curated record.
UACGAGACGCUGAGGCGCUCUUCUACAGCUGCCAGUGACAGAGGGUUGUGGGCUUGGUCGCUUACCUUCCUUAGGUGACUCCGGCCAUAGCUUGUAACCCGCGGCUGCCGGCCAAGUUUAGUUGCAGCUCCUGAAACGUCUCCAGGGUCGCUCCUGAGAGGCAGCAGUGGUCCAUGGAGAAGGGCCCAGUGUCGGUGCGGGCGAAGCCGCGGAGCGCCAGGUGCAGCAAUGGGGUCCUGGAGGGAGAGGCGCCCAGCCGGGCCGCCGAGAAGCAGCCGAGGCCGGAGACCAAGAGCCCGCAGCAGGCUGGCGGCUGGGAGGUGGAGAAACCCCGCGGCCAGGAGGUCCAUAAACUGAACCUCCCCAACCUGGCAGCCGCCUAUUCGUCCAUCCUGCUUUCUCUGGGCGAGGACCCCCAGCGGCAGGGGCUGCUCAAGACGCCGUGGAGGGCGGCCACGGCCAUGCAGUUCUUCACCAAGGGCUACCAGGAGACCAUCAAAGAUGUCCUAAAUGAUGCUAUAUUUGAUGAGGACCAUGAUGAAAUGGUGAUUGUGAAGGACAUAGAUAUGUUCUCCAUGUGUGAACAUCACCUAGUUCCAUUUGUUGGAAAGGUUCAUAUUGGUUAUCUACCUAACAAGCAAGUCCUGGGCCUCAGCAAACUUGCAAGGAUUGUAGAAAUCUAUAGUCGAAGAUUACAAGUUCAGGAGCGUCUUACCAAACAAAUUGCCAUAGCAAUCACAGAAGCCCUGCGUCCUGCUGGAGUCGGAGUAGUGGUUGAAGCAACACACAUGUGUAUGGUAAUGCGAGGGGUACAGAAAAUGAACAGCAAAACUGUGACCAGCACGAUGUUGGGCGUGUUCCGGGAAGAUCCAAAGACUCGGGAGGAAUUUCUGACUCUCAUUAGGAGCUGAACUUCAGAGUGUGUUGUGGGUUUGCAGGUCUUGUCACUAGGCAUUGCUUGUCAAAUCUUAAUUGUACAUUCCAUUCUCAGUUUGUUACAAAGAAUUUAUUUCUUGUCACUGUGUUUAAUAAUUAUUUAUAGCAAAUAAAUUAAAGUGAUUAAUAAAGGGGUGAGUCCCCUACUUUCUUCUUGCCGCCUUUUAGUGGCAGCAUUCAAACAAACUGCUGAUAGUGUGAGUUGUAUAUACAAAACCACUGUCAUUCAGAUAACAUGAAGGUGAGUUUGGUUAUUUGAUUCUAAGCAUAGGCUUCUUAGGGAUGGGAGGAAACUAUGACCAAUACACUGUUUUUUUUUUUUUUUCCCCUACACUACAAAAUGGUGUACUACUUAACAAGAUUAUGUUCACUCUACAGCCUCACUCUGCAAACUUAAAGCCCAACAGGAUUCACUUAAUCUUGUUAAUUAAACUACCGGUAGGGGUUGGAUGGUGGCACACCUGGUAGAGCAAACUUGUCACAGCUCUCAAGGACCCAGGACCAAGUCCCUAGUCCCCACCUGCAGAGGGAAAGCUUCACCAGUGGUGAAGUGGUGCUGCUGAUACAUCUUUCUCCCUUGCUCUCUUCCCUUCCCUCUCAAUUUCUCUAUCUCUAUCGGAUUAAAAACAACAAACAAAUAACAACAAAGACACAACCACUUGGGUUUUUUUUCUAUUUAUAUUUUAACUGUCUACUUGUAAUAUUAGUCACCAAGGGAAGGUGGUGCACUGUUUGCUUUUUUUUUUUAAUGAGUUAAAAAAAAGGAUACAUUUCUACCUUCUAUUCUUUUUAAAAUUCAAGUACAGGGAAUUAGUUCCUGGAGUUGUUUACAAGUAUAUUCUCAUGUCAACCUACAGGGAUUUAGACAGUUAACUCUCUGUGCCUUGAUGAGGAUAUCAUACAAUUUAGGGUACAGAUACUUUUACCUUUUUUUUAAAGCUAUUAUUUGAUAAGACCUAGUAACGACACUGCAAAAAACUAGUCCUCACACUUAGACAUUUUUGGAACCUUACUUUGUGUUCCUUGUAGAUGCCUCAAAACUUUUCUUUUUAGGCUUAUCAAAUAUUUUUCUAAGUAUUUCUGGAAACACUUGAGAGUGCCCUUCAUAAUUAGGUCUGCAGAAUCUUAGUUUCCACAAGCACGAAAGAAUUAACUAAUUGUGAACUGUGUUAUGAGCUCUGUCUGGUGUUUAAUGAAAGUUGUAUUACUAGUGUCUGUGAAAAUGCACUGUGAUUUUUCUGGAAUUACUUGAAAAUUCCAGAUCCCCUCAUCCUGAUUUCUCUUGGGCUUAUAUGGAUCUUUUCUUCAAUGUAACUGGCCCAUUGGCACAAGACUUUUAGUUCAGGAAACUUUGCCUUAUUGAUGAUUAUCUUAAGAUUCCCCUACCUCCACCAUCCCCAGCCCCACCACCCAACUGUGUGGGUCAAAUCAAAAUGAUCAAUGAAAACAAAACCCAAUUCCCUUGCAAAAACAAAACGAAAAGCACAGGUACAAUUUUUAUUUCAUGGAAAGCCAUUCCAUGGAGAAGUUUCUUAUUUGGCUGAUCUAUAAACAUUUUAUUACCUUAACAAGAACCAUGGGAGUCAACGGUAGCUCAGCGGGUUAAGUGCACGUGGCGCAAAGCGCAAGGACCUACUUAAGGAUCCCAGUUCCAGCCCCCAGCUCCCCACCUGCAGGGAAGUCGCUUCACAGGCAGUGAAGCAGGUCUGCAGGUGUCUUUCUCUCCCCUCUCUGUCUUCCUCUCCUCUCUCCAUUUCUCUCUGUCCUAUCUAACAAUGACAUCAACAACAAUAAUAACUACGACAACAAUAGAAAACAACAAGGGCAACAAAAAGGGAAAAAUAAAUACAUAUAUAAAAAGAAAAAAUGCCCCACCUGCAGGGGGACAGCUUUGCAAGUGGUGAAGCAGGGUUGCAGGUGUCUUUCUGUCUCUUUCACUCUGUCUACCCCUUCCUCUUGAUUUCUGACUGUCUCUGUCCAAUAAAUAAAGAUAAUAAAAAUUUUUUUAAAAAAGAAAAAACGUUAAAAAAAUAAAGAAUUAACCACAGUGCUUACUCCAACUUUGAUGAUCCUGUUUGAAUUGUGAUGGGGGAAAGAUGGCAGAGAUGAUUCUCCCCUACUUUCCCCUCUUAGUUUUCCUUAGUUUGGAAUUUCUAAAGUAUGGUAGUGGUUGAUAUUAAGUUUCUUUUAAAAUAUAACCUGAUAUAAACCAUAUUCAGGUUAAUAUUCAGACAUUUAAAUGUAGAGAGGGUGGGGAUAUACCAACAAUCCUCUCCCACACUAGGAGAGAGGCAGUAGAAGUAUUUGUGGCCGUUCACUCCGGGCCAGACACUUGAUAAACAGCUGAAUACUGCCAUCUCGGAAGAGUCCAGUGAAGGAUGAGUCAUGACACUCAUAGUCCAUAUGGGGAAGUGAGACCAGAGAAUCCUGGUCAUCUGCCAAGUUUACAUGGCCCAGGAGGGUGCAGAGCCAUGAUCUUAAGCUAGCAAACAAACUCAUGCCUGAGACUCCCAGGUCCCAGUUCAAUUCCCCCACACUACUAUAAGCCAGAGCAAAGCAAUGCUCUGGUAGUAAUAAUAAUAAAACAAUAAUAAUAAUAAAAAGAUAUUUAAAUGUAGAAUCAAGCACUCAAUUCAUGCCUGGUAUUUUAAAGUAAAAACAGGUAUGAAUUAGAGGACCAAAGAAAUUAUUAGUUAUAAAUUCAUCUUUCUGAUAUCAAGUAUAUUCUUUUUUUUUUUUUUAAUGAUUUGUGGCUCUGACAUUUCCCUAGCAGUGUUAUUAUAAAGGUAUAAUAUAUGCACAGUCUGUUGUCUCAUUGGUAAUUAUCUUGUUUGUCUUACUGUGGUCUGUAAUACUUCAAAAAUCACCAUUUAAUACCCAUGGGCUUUAGUCCAUUUGGGAUUUUUAAGAAUGUGAGGUUCACUUAAAUAUACUGCUCAAUUAAAUUGAAUUUGAAUUUCAUGUUUGUUUGAAUUUUAUGUAUGUGUGCUUUCUUGAAGUUGGCUCUAUUGAAAUUAUUAAAGUGCUAUGACUUUG